Messenger RNA from Metarhizium robertsii ARSEF 23, 1695 nucleotides. RefSeq names its product Cytochrome P450 CYP5272C1. Gene Ontology annotation, molecular function: heme binding; iron ion binding; monooxygenase activity. The transcript has 3 exons. NCBI's taxonomy places the organism in Eukaryota, Fungi, Ascomycota, Sordariomycetes, Hypocreales, Clavicipitaceae. The coding region runs from base 1 to 1695 and encodes 564 amino acids. The record is from RefSeq and is a predicted model, not a curated record.
AUGUACUCCAUAUACAUCGCCUGUUGCGUCUUGCUGGGCCUGCUCUUCUGGAUCCUGGACCUCGCCUACCCACGACCGUACGCCGGGAUCCCUUACAGCAAGCAGGCAGCCAAGCGUCUCCUCGGAGAUGUCCCGGACUUUGUCAAGUUCAUCCAGUCGGGCCAGGACCCGGCACACUUUGGCAUCGCGCAAUGUCGCAAACUCAACUCGCCCCUCAUCCAAGUCUUCCUGCGGCCCUUCUCGCGACCAUUCAUCUUUCUAGACGAUGAUCGAGAGGUGGAAGACAUCCUGGCCACACGUACCAAAGAAUUCGAUCGAGCCCCUUCUACCGUCGGUGCCUUCAAGCCAUUCUUUAAGCACUCGAGCAUUCUGAAACAAACCACAUCGGCAUGGAGAGCCCAGCGCCGGCUAUGGGCAGAUACAAUGAGCACCGACUUUCUCCGUCGGGUGGCGGCUCCCAAGAUGCACAAGUAUGCCUUGGAGCUGGUUGAGCUGCUCAAGACCAAGACAGCCAUUGCCCGUGGCCGCCCGUUUUCCGUAGAAGAGGACUUUGAUCUUGCCACGUUUGACAUUAUCUGGGCGUCUGUAUUGGGCUCAGAUUUGAACGGGGUGUCGAACGAACAUGCCGGCAUUCGAAGUGGCCUCGAUUCCGUGGCCCAGCCCGAGUCGACGGAUUCUCCCGCCGUGAUGCCCCGUGUGCAGCGCGGGCAGAUGUUUGUUGCCGCCGAGUUCUUCAACAUGACCAUGGAACAGUCUCUCUCGUCGCCUUUGCCAACGCUCCAGCAUUGGAUCUGGCGCCAGUUGCCGACGUACAAGAGGCACUGGGCAGUCAAGGAACAGAUUGUAAACGAUCUGAUCAAGAACGCGCGACACCGGUUCGCACACUUUUCCGAGUCUCAAGUAUCCGGCGACCAAGACACGUGCGCCAUGGACUUGGUCCUGCGUCGCGAGUCUCUGGCGAUUCAAAAAUCAACCACGUCAAGUACUCUCACGCCUCCGACAACGGCAGAGGUCCACGACGAGCUAUUCAUGUUUCUGAUUGCGGGCCACGAGACAACAGCAACCAUAUUAACCUGGUCCACCAAGUUCCUCACCAACAACCCUACAGCGCAGAACACGCUUCGCGCAGCGCUCCAAGACGCAUUCCCCGAGUCAUCCCCGUUACACCUCCCACCCGUAGAGGACCUCGUCGCCGCCAAGAUCCCGUACAUGGACGCCACGCUGGAAGAAUGCGUCCGCCUAGCCAACAUCACCCCUCGCCUCGUGCGAGUCGCCACCGUCGACACCCAAGUCCUGGGCUACCACAUCCCCAAGGGCACGCAAAUCAUGUGCAGCCCCUACGUGGGCGAGGCCCCCUUCGACAUUCCCGAGUCGCUGCGGACCCGUAAGUGCCAGGCGGCCAAGGACAAUGUCGACCGCGGCUGGGGGCCCGACAUGUCGCACUUUUGCCCGGAGCGGUGGCUCGACGACGCGGGAAACUUUAACCCCAGGGCGUUUAGGAGACUGGCGUUUAGCACGGGUCCCAGGGCAUGUUUUGGCAAGAAGCUGGCCAUGCAGGAGCUGAGGGUUGUUCUGGCGCUGUUGGUGCUGAGCUUUAGGUUUGAGGCUAUUCCGGACGCGUUGAAUGGGUACCAGGGCCGGACGAGGGCGUUGCAUGCCCCGAGGCAGGGGUAUGUGCGGCUGAUGCCUCUUUGA